Messenger RNA from Cadophora gregata, 2376 nucleotides. RefSeq lists its product as uncharacterized. The coding region runs from base 694 to 2247 and encodes 517 amino acids. NCBI's taxonomy places the organism in Eukaryota, Fungi, Ascomycota, Leotiomycetes, Helotiales, Ploettnerulaceae. Gene Ontology annotation, biological process: transmembrane transport. Gene Ontology annotation, molecular function: transmembrane transporter activity. The record is from RefSeq and is a predicted model, not a curated record. The transcript is spliced from 3 exons.
GACCGUCUCGACUACAACGAAACUUUGGUCUCCUCGUUGCACAACACAAUUGAAAGGCCUGAUUCGUCCCCACGUCGUUGUGUGCGUGACGCACGUUUUAGGAAACACCACCGAUACCAGUCGGAAGACACGGGUUGUCUACCAAGAGUGUGUCCAACGUGCAUGAAACUUACAUUACUCUACCAUACUGUACUUUAUUGCACGGUUCUCUCCUCUAAUUUUCCUGCAGUACUGGCAACAUACCAACUGCGUCUGAACUAGAACAGAUAGGCUCAAGUGAGGUGGUUGAACACGCAGGAGCCAACGGACGCUACCCAUUAAGGAUAUGACAUCGGCCGAGUGUUCCGAUUGUACACGCACCCAGAAAGUCUGAAUGUUCUGCUUCCUAUCAGAUUGCGGAGAAAUGAGCACGGUUGUCUCAUCUUUGGCACUGGGCUUCUAAAACGAGAAUUAGAGUUAGCGCAGAGAAAAACCUUAUGGGGAGAAAGUUGCACCCGCGUUUCAGAAAUAAGAACUACACGAAUUACAUGAAAGUCUACUUAGAGUUUGGAUGGUCUCUCUUGCGAGCAGACGAACGAUUGUGUAUAUCUUCACUCAUGAUCCCAUAUUUCUCCCCUAUUUUAUUUUUCUUUUCGGCAGAGCGCGGAGUGUGGAGGGGAUCAUCGAUUGGCUGAAACCCUCAAAGACAACAACAUGUCGAAGCCGGACUACGGCAAACAGGGCAGCGUCUUCCUCAUCACUUCAAAUGGGGAGACCAUUCGACUGCCGAUUCCAUCUCGUUCCCCAAACGACCCGUUGACAUGGAGUUCUCUCAAAACAUUUUUCUUCCAUCUUUCCAUGGCAGUCUUUACAAUUGUUGGAUUGAUCCUAGUGCAAGGCACCAGUCUUCUUUUGCACAGCUUGGAGUCCGAGUAUUCCCCAGAGGAAAUCGCCCCACUACGGCUCGACGUACUUUCCUCUGUACCCUGUCUCUUCUGGGGAGUAGGCGCAUUGAUAUGGGUACCACUUUCCAUGGCGAUAGGUCGACGACCGGUCUUCAUUUUCUGCUCGAUACUGCUCACACUAUCGACCUUGAUGGCAGCAUUCUCCAACAACUUCUAUACUCACCUUGCUGCACGAUGUCUUCAAGGUAUUGCCGGGUCUAUCUCCCCAAGCACAAUGAUCCUCAUGAUCCUUGAUGUUACGUUCAUCCACGAGAGACCGAGGAACAUCGCCCUCUUCUGGUGCCUCUGCAACGGGUUGUCCAAUGUUGGCCUGGCAUUCACGCCACAUAUCGUUGCAGCGGGUACCUCCUGGCGCGCUUUCUACUGGACGUGGCUAGGUCCAUGUAUCCUAACUAUUUUCCUCGCUGUUAUCUGGGCUCCCGAGACAUAUUUCAAACGACCUCCUAUGGCUUUCGAUGGCCAUAUAGUUGCACAGAGCGAGAGCGGUAAGGUCACGGUCUACAACUCUUGGGAGGAGGUACCCGGAGGAAAACCAAUGCCAGAUGAGCCGCAAGAGUGGACAUCAUCAGCUUUCCUCAAGAAUGUUCUUUUCUGGAACCGAACAACGACAGGAGGAUGGCCCGCGAUGAAAGCGUUCCCUCGACAGAUUCUGAUCUGUACAAUCAAUCCGCUCAUACUCUGGGUCUUGAUCCUCAACGCCUUCGUCUUCGGUGGCAUGGUGGUCACAUGUGCGAAUUACGUCCCUCUACUAAUGGAGCCACCUUACAACUUCACAUUCAAGCAAAUCGGCCUCGUCAAACUCGCUUCAUUUACUGGGGCUCUAUUAGCCUUCCCUGCAUCCGGUAUUCUCACAAGUUGGGUCACCAAGCUCCUCGCCACGAAAAACCGCGGCGUGCACGAACCGGAGCACUAUCUCCCGUCUUUCAUCCUGCCCGUUGUGACAGCCGCUAUCAGUUUAGCGCUCUUUGGAAUCGCAGCAGAGAGGGAGUGGAAUUGGAGAUGGAUCUUGUUCUUCGUGGGGCUGGAUUACUUCAGUUCUGUCGCGAUGUUCACUGCGAAUACGCUCUGGAUCACAGAAGCUUUUCCACGGUGGGCGGGAGCGGCUGUCACGAUUGUUGGUGCAGGUGGAUAUGCGAUGAGCUUUGUGCUGGGAUCGACGAUCGUACCGUGGAUCAAGUCCCAGGGGGUCGGGAAUACGUAUGUGGAGUUGGGGAUCCUUACUUGGCUUGUUGGACUGAUUGGGUUCCCGGUCAACUUCUGGGGCAAGCGGUUCCGAGAGUACAUUUACUCGAAGUGGGAGUGAUGGUUGGGUGGCAUUGGCACUGAUUGGUCAAGGGCCUGGUGCCUUGGAGGAGGCUGUAAUUGUAUAAUAGAAUGAUCCUGAUCAAAACCCAGACCUGAAAGAGCAAUAAUUACAAACAAUUGUGCUGGC